Molecule: messenger RNA, 405 nt
Organism: Pestalotiopsis fici W106-1
Lineage: Eukaryota; Fungi; Ascomycota; Sordariomycetes; Amphisphaeriales; Sporocadaceae
Exons: 2
Coding region: 1-405 (134 amino acids)
Source: RefSeq, a predicted model, not a curated record
AUGGUUUCCAUCAAGACUCUCGCUGGCGCCGCUCUGGCCGCCGCCCUCCCGGCUUCUGCCUACGUCAACGGCAUUUCCGGCCCCGAGACCGCCGCCGCCGGCAGCAGCAUCGACGCCACUGUCACCACUUCCAUCUACGUCCAGAACUGGGUCGACUACUCGAUUAUCUGGGGUCUUGCUCCCGCUACUUACAACUGUGCCGAGUACAAGUGCAUCGGUCAGCAAAUUGGUUACAGUGCCGCCUACCCUGACCAGCUUCCCCUCGGCAACUUCUCCGUCGCCUUGGCCAUUCCUGAAGUCUCGGCCGGAGACUACCAGCUCUUUGCUGCCGUACCUUACCUGGUCGGCGCCUCGGGCACUGUUGACGUGGAGACCUUUUACUACAACAUUACCAUCACUGCAUAA